CGUGUGUGGACUCCGCUCUUCGCGGAAGCGGCGAUCUCAUGUACUCGACCUCACCCCUCACAUCGCCAGGAGCUAAAGCUCAUACAAGCCUUUCAAUGACUCUGUCGAUGUGAUGAACUCAACACCAUUGUUUGGCAUUGGGUCAGGGGCGCAAUCAACAAUCCUUCCAACUCCACCACUGUCCCAGACCGUUAUCUUGCCCGCGCGUCAAGCUGAGAUCCAGGUACCUUCCAAUUCUCAACUUCCCCCACUAGUUCAAAUCCUAGACAUCUUCUUUCGCCAAAAUGCAACUGGCCAAUUUUUUUCGGGAGCGACCGCGAUGAACGAUGCGCAAUUUACUGGACAGAGACCGAUUGUGGGUGUGGGUCAUCAUUUUGUCGUUUACGCAAGUCCCUUUGCAAAGCUCGAUACGACCCCAGAACGUGUCGCCAGAGUAGGAGGAGAAGUCUACUGCAUUAAAUCGCCGAAUCUGGAUCGUGGUCUCAAUGAAAAAGGCUUCCGAAAAGAAUAUUAUCAUACGGUCUUGGAGGAACUCCGAGUUCUGUCGCACCCUAGUUUAAUCAACCACGAAAACAUCAUCGGACUACUUGGACUCGACUUCUUGGAAGACUACGAUGACUUCAGACUUGCAUGGCCGCUUCUCUUGGUAGAAUACUCUGAAUUCGGUACCCUUGAUGCAUUUCAAGAAGAUCUCGGCGGACUCCAGCCAACGUGUGUAAGGAACCUGUUAUUGGACAUCGCGAUUGGUCUCCAAACUCUCCAUAAUUGCAAUAUUAUUCAUGGUGAUGUGAAGUCCGAGAAUGUCCUCGUAUUUGGGCACCCAAUUCGACAGUAUGUUGCCAAAUUGUCCGACUUUGGACUGGCCGUUGUUAGUCCAUCCGCAGCAGAGCAACAUUAUUUGCCAGGUUGCACUUGGUUAUGGAGCGCCCCAGAAGCUCAGCAGAAGCUAUCCGUUUUGGGCAUGCAGCUUACGGACGUGUAUUCGUUUGGACUUACAGCGUGGAGGGUCUUGAUGAAUUGCCAAGACCCCUUUCAGUGGAUAUCGCGAAACCUGGAGGCUCCGAGCAAUCAACAUCAGUUCGUACAGCAAAUGAAAAUGUCGCCGGCAUUCCCGCAAGCGGUUAUCCAAUCGCUUUCAGGCCUGGGAAAUUCCGGAUUCGCUCGCCAGGUCAUUGUCGCAACGCUUAGCCUAGAGCCUACUGAACGAAGCCUUGAGUCAGCUAUACAUGCAUUAUCAGAUAGUGGCUUUGGCAGAAGUGAUGCUGCAAGUGUCAAUCCUUCACGUGACCUGAGUGAAAACACCCAGCAAAUUUGGGAGCCAGAAAGUCCUGAGGCCGUUGUAAGAACUUUGACCAAUGUGUUCCCUUGGGAUUUCUUGACACUUCAAUCAAGGCCAUCCGUGAUAUUUUCACUUUUGGAAGAUUUGGAAGCUAUUAUGUCUUCAAACACCCCUGCUGCCCUUCCAGCUGCAACAAUUCACUUCAAACUCAUCACUACCCCUGGUAUACAAUUAGGCGACAAGAGUGUUGCGAACCAGGUUCGGAUUCUUCACAGAUUAUGUGACCUUGGCUCACAGUCUCAUCGAGCGAUAGCCCAUAUCUACUGUAAAUUGAACAAACAAGCCCUACCAGGAUGUUUUAGCACAUCUUGGCUGGAAGAAGCGGCCUGGGUCGGCUCUUUCUCUGCUCUGCACACACUCAAGGUCGACUUCCCUGGAGAUUUCCAUGAGUGGGAACGGAAAAUAGAAGACAAUGCCUCAAACUCAGCCGCAGGAAACAUAGGAAACUACGACCACAUGCUUUUGGCGUAUUGCCGGACUGGAAACCUUCCCCAGUGCCACGCAAUGCUGGACGCUGGAGCGUCUGCCCUAUCAGAUUGGGAUGAGCCAGGUGCUCUACAUUUCCUUGCCGUGCACCGAGAUGCCGAUCUAUCCACUCUUACAGAUCGACUAAUUGAUGCCGGCGCCGCGUUGGAUCACUGGGAAGGAAGCGAAAUGGAUGACGACUUUCUCCUGGGGAGAUGCUCAGGCACUCCAAUGCAUUGGGCAGUCUUCCACCAAAACCUAGCGUUUAUUCGCGUAUUGGCGCGACGAGACAAAAGCGUUCAAGAAGCAAAUCUUAAGAGAGCUUUCUUUAUAGCCGCUGUUAUGAACUUCCACGACGUACUGGAGAUCUUGUGGGAUUGGGCUAUGGAUGGGAAUUACAACGUGCCGACUGAGUGGGUCUCUACAUUUCGCAUAGUUGCUGCUGCACACCUGGAGCAUCAUCUACCAAGACUUCUACGACAUGGGGAUAAUGUCGACAUUGCCAUGAGUCAGACGUUCGAAAUCCUCUUUAUGAUGAGUUCUCCGUCUAAGCCGGAGUGUUCUUCCUGUAUCGACCUUUUAAACCUAGGGGUUAUCCACAAUCGCACUGGUUUUGUACAGUAUCUGUUGCGCAGAUUCGAUAUCCCAAAGACGAUAAGCAUACCCCACGAGAAAAAGGACGUCUUUCUCUCUUAUGCUAUUCUUAGUGGUUUCGUCGACAUGUUCGAGUUAUUCUACGAGUACAAACUUUUCAGCCUAGAUCACCGCUCUAGUGCAGACAAAUUUACGGGCAUUCAAAUGUGUCUUGCAGCUCGCCAACGCAAUCCAGUCUUCGUUCGUCGUUACAUUGAAUGGGGCUGUAGUGUCGAUGAAAUGGGAGACAGCCAAGUUGCUGAGUGGACCCCAUUUACUAUGGCCGUUCAAUGCGGCUUGUACGAUAUCGCAAGCAUGCUUCUUCAGCAUGGAGCUGAUAAAGAUGCUACAACCGGCUGGCUAGGUGGCACAACGCCCCUUUUCCACAUACUUCACGCAUGGCCCGACGUACCGAUUUCGCGCGUAAAGUACCUACUGGAAGAUCUCCCUCGACAAGGCUUCGGACAUGUCAGCUUCAUCGGAUGGCCCGCAAACGGGGCAAAUAUACUGUAUUGCUUCUCAAUGGCUGUCUGGUCACAUUAUCGCAACAGCUACAAGUUUAGCGAAACAAUGAAAUUUGUUCUGAGUAUGAUGGGGGAUAAAACGUGUAUCAACCAACUUGACCGUAUCGGUUGUACUGCUUUGAAUCAAGCUGCACGUUCAGGAAAUCUCGAGGUUGUAAGAGUGCUGAUUGAGGCGGGUGCAGAUGUUAAUGGCGGUCUAGGCAUCGCACCACUCGAUGCCGCCUUGGAAUGGAGAGACAAGUGGGCUAAGAAGGAGCGGGAGGCAAUGAAGCGGCAGGUCAUUGGAGAGCGGCGUCAUGCGACGAAAAUUCGGGAACGAGCCGACGAGUUGAUACAUCUACUGCAACUUAAUGGAGCUCAGGAACGGGGUGUUAUUGAGAAUAAUCAGAUGAUGAUGUCCACAAUCACAAGCGGGAACUACAAGCUCCCAAGCAUGGAAAUGCUUUUCGAGAUGGCGUCUGUCCUGUUUGACAAGUCAAGCACAGUCAAUCAGGGCAGCAUCAAACCGCAUCCAACAAAAAGAGACGACUUCACCGCCCACCACGGGAUUACUAACCGCACACAAAAGGCUUUCCGAAUGUUCGGACGAAUGAUUGAUCAAAGUCUAGGUAGUACCUCAAACCCACAUCCUCGUUUCAAAUCACGACAGAAAAUAGUUGUGACACUUUACUGCCCUCAUUCUUGUCACCCCUGGCUUCCAUGCCAGUUUGCUAACGGGUAUGACCCACAAGGUGGUAAUCAAGGGUCUUCUCCGUCUACCAAAAGCAACGUGUCACAACCUAUUUCGCAGCUGCACAUUCUGCAAUCACCAGGGAGACAAAAUGAUCAAUGGAAUUCCAGUACUAGUACUCUGAUUCCAUCCCCACAGAAAUCGCAGCCACUCGCUUCACAGAGUAAUCAAAACCAACAGGUCCGUCCUAUAACAAUGCCUGGCAUGCCAACCAUGCCCAUAUCAGGCUUUCACAGCGAACUAAAUCGGCCAAAUACGCUCCCCAGUAUGUCAAGCAUGCAAAUUUUCAGUGAAGUAAAUCACCUACCUUCCGGAACAACCGACUCAUCCCAGACUGCACCCUCUCCACAAUGGCAUCCUCCUAUCGCCGUCUCCCCGCAGCACCAGCCCCCGUACCAGAGUCCUAACCACCGAGCAUCAUUGUCACCACCUACCCGCUCCUCAGAAUUAGUCAUUUCCCGGCUCCGUACAAGCCUUACCUCCAUCCGCUCGCCUUCCUCCCUAUCUCCAUCUUCCUCCACGGACGAUCUUUACUCCUUAGACCCCCCUUCAAACACCCAGCCCCCUCUCGACUCAAUUGGAGCUCGAUCGCUCGAGAUCCUGCGCUCGGAAUUCUCGCAACCAAUUCAGUUACUUUAUCGCGCUUGCGGCGUCGAAGAAAUAAUAGAUAUCGCACUCAUUGAGUCUACGGUAGCGGAUGCAUUAGGUGCUGACUUGAUGAGGGAGUUGAAGAUCAGCUUUGUGCCGGAGCUGCAGAAAGAUGGGAGGGAGCUUUGGAUGCAUUUGUGCUGUGUGGUUAUUCAAGAGAAUGAGUAG
This is a messenger RNA of Lindgomyces ingoldianus, 4507 nucleotides long. RefSeq lists its product as uncharacterized. Gene Ontology annotation, biological process: protein autophosphorylation; peptidyl-serine phosphorylation; autophagy. Gene Ontology annotation, cellular component: cytoplasm; autophagosome. Lineage: Eukaryota; Fungi; Ascomycota; Dothideomycetes; Pleosporales; Lindgomycetaceae. Gene Ontology annotation, molecular function: protein serine/threonine kinase activity; ATP binding; protein binding. The coding region runs from base 113 to 4507 and encodes 1464 amino acids. The transcript is spliced from 6 exons. The record is from RefSeq and is a predicted model, not a curated record.